AUGAUAUUAUACAGUAGAUAUUUUUUAAGUCAGAGAGAUGUCUUGAAAAAACAGCUUGAAAAAUUGACUCCCAGUAAUAUAGAUGUGGAGUUCAUCAAGAUCCUGGUUGCUGGAGAAAUUGGAGCAGGAAAGUCCAGCUUUAUAAACUCAGUCAGAAGUGUCUUUCAAGGACGGAUCACCUCCAGAGCACUAGUUAGUUCAUCUGAUGCGCUAGGUAAAAGUUUUACAACAAAGUUCGAAGGAUUCCGCAUUAAAAGUGGAGACAAGUUCUUGCCCUAUGUCUUCACAGACAUAAUGGGCUUAGAACCUGCAGUGUUGGCUGGGUCACAACCAGAGGACAUCAUCAAUGCUGUAUUUGGCCAUGUGAAGGAUGGCUAUAAAUUUGAUGAGUCGGAGCCAAUCGCUCAAGGGAAGGAACAUUACAUCAGUGACCCCAACCUCUCUGACCAGGCUUUCUGUCUGGUUUACGUCGUAGCUGCUGAUACAAUAUCAUUCAUAGAUAAGAAACUUAUUGACAAGUUGAAGAUCAUUCGCCAAAGAAUCAGUGAUAGGGAUAUUCCUCAAGUUGUUGUCAUGACCAACAUAGAUAAAGCAUGUCCAUUGGUGAAGAAUGAUCUAAGAAAGGUGUAUCACAGCAAGAAGAUCAAAGAGAAGAUGCAGACGUGCAGUGACUCGAUUGGUGUAACAAUGUCCAACAUCUUCCCAGUGAAGAACUACCAUGAGGAAACUGAAACAAAUCCUGAUGUUGAUGUUCUGAUUCUGAAAGCACUGGAACAGAUUGUUAAUCUUGGUAAUGAUCGAAUUGAUAUCUAGUGACAUUAAGCCUGUCACCAUCUAAAAACAUCUUAAGAAUUGAAAAGAUGCUCUUUUCUCUGCAUGUUAUUGUAUGUUUUUUAAAAUAAAUCUGUUAUAAACUCACAGUGAUUUUAGAUUGAUAAGGACUUCAUACUGAUCAAAGACCUGUAGAGCUGUGCAAA
Messenger RNA from Misgurnus anguillicaudatus (oriental weatherfish), 977 nucleotides. NCBI's taxonomy places the organism in Eukaryota, Metazoa, Chordata, Actinopteri, Cypriniformes, Cobitidae. The record is from RefSeq and is a predicted model, not a curated record.